AUGACAACAAACAGCAAUGAAAUUACCGAAGAAAUGCAAGAUAAUAAACCGCAUUUUAUCGACACACCUGAGCACGAUCAUUCAAGAUGUCAUUCACCAAAGCACGGUACAACAUUGUCAACAAGCACCAGUAGUUUUGAAGCAUUGGAUCCUCAUGAUCCCAACUUGAGUCGAUUAGCAACGACAAUGUUCGAGAAAACUGCUGAAUAUUUACAAGAUGAAUUAACAUCAACACACGCUGAUUAUCGAUUACUUGAAAGAUUGAAUAAAGAGACAAUAGCUAAGUACGCUGAAUUAAAAACAAUUUCUACUAAUGUAUCACAGUCAUUGGAUGCGUUAAAUCAAAAAUACAAAAAAUUACAACCAGUUUUGGAUAAUAUUAAUCAAAUUGAUGACAAUGUCGCUUAA
Molecule: messenger RNA, 408 nt
Organism: Cotesia congregata
Lineage: Eukaryota; Metazoa; Arthropoda; Insecta; Hymenoptera; Braconidae
Source: the annotation of a GenBank genome assembly